Molecule: messenger RNA, 2163 nt
Organism: Recurvomyces mirabilis
Lineage: Eukaryota; Fungi; Ascomycota; Dothideomycetes; Mycosphaerellales; Teratosphaeriaceae
Gene: GFA1
Product: glutamine--fructose-6-phosphate transaminase (isomerizing)
Exons: 3
Coding region: 1-2163 (720 amino acids)
Biological process (GO): protein N-linked glycosylation; UDP-N-acetylglucosamine metabolic process; fructose 6-phosphate metabolic process
Molecular function (GO): L-glutamine:D-fructose-6-phosphate transaminase (isomerizing) activity; carbohydrate derivative binding
Source: RefSeq, a predicted model, not a curated record
AUGUGUGGUAUCUUCGGAUACAUCAACUACUUCGUGGAGAAGGACCGCAAGUACAUCAUCGACACAUUGGUCAAUGGCCUCUCCCGUCUAGAGUACCGCGGCUACGACUCCGCCGGUCUCGCCGUCGACGGCGACAAGAAGAAUGAAGUCCUCGCCUUUAAAGAGGUGGGCAAAGUCGCCAAGCUUAAGGCCCUCAUCGAGGAGGAGAAGCCGGACCUCACAAAAGUCUUCGACAAUCACGCCGGUAUCGCACACACUCGCUGGGCCACCCACGGCCCUCCAUCGCGAGUCAACUGCCAUCCUCACCGCUCCGACCCCAAAUGGCAGUUCGCCGUGGUGCACAAUGGCAUCAUCACCAACUACAAAGAGCUGAAGGCGUUCUUGGAGACCAAAGGUUUCCGAUUCGAGACUGAGACGGAUACGGAGGCUAUUGCGAAGUUGGCCAAGUAUAUCUACGAUGAGCACUCGUCCAUCGAUUUCACGACUUUGGUCAAGGCGGUCAUCAAGGAACUGCAGGGCGCUUUCGGUCUGUUGAUGAAGAGUGUGCACUUCCCGGGCGAGGUCGUGGCCGCGAGGAAAGGAUCUCCCCUCGUCAUCGGCGUACGAACAGCGAAGAAGAUGAAGGUCGACUUCGUGGACGUCGAGUUCGCCGAGGACGGUGCCGCCCUGCCAGCCGAGCGCGCCAGCCAGAACGUCGCCCUCAAGAAGCAGAGCGGGCUUAGCGCCGGUCUUGGUGCCGGCCUCCUCGCCCCGCCCGACAAGUCGCUCCUCCACCGCUCCCAAUCCCGCGCCUUCCUCUCCGACGACGGCCUCCCUCAAGCCGCCGAAUUCUUCCUCUCCUCUGACCCCUCCGCCAUCAUCGAACACACCAAGAAAGUGCUCUACCUCGAAGACGAUGACAUCGCCCACAUCCACGAGGGUCAGCUCAACAUCCACCGUGUGGGCAAGACCGACGGCAUCAGCAAUGUGCGUGCCAUCCAGACGCUGGAGAUUGAGCUGCAAGAGAUCAUGAAGGGACGUUUCGAUCACUUCAUGCAGAAGGAGAUUUUCGAGCAGCCCGAGUCUGUUAUCAACGCUAUGCGUGGACGUCUCAAUGCGAAGGAGAAGACGGUCACGCUGGGUGGACUGAGGCAAUACAUCACCACGAUCCGUCGUUGCCGGAGGCUGAUAUUCAUCGCUUGUGGUACUUCCUUCCACUCGUGUAUGGCGGUGCGCGGCGCCUUUGAGGAGUUGACGGAACUCCCCAUCUCGGUCGAGCUGGCGUCGGACUUCCUGGAUCGUCAGGCUCCAGUCUUCCGUGACGAUACUUGCGUGUUCGUCUCGCAAUCUGGUGAGACGGCUGAUUCACUCAUGGCGCUGCGAUACUGCUUGGAGCGCGGUGCUCUGACAGUCGGUUUCGUCAACGUGGUCGGCUCGUCGAUCUCGCUCAUGACACACUGCGGUGUCCACAUCAACGCUGGUCCCGAGAUCGGUGUGGCUUCCACCAAGGCUUACACCUCGCAGUUCGUCUGCAUGAUCAUGUUUGCUUUGUCGCUUUCCGAGGACCGUGCAAGCAAGACUCAGAGGAGGCUGGAGAUUAUGGAUGGGUUGGCCAAGGUGUCGGAUCAGUUCAAGGAGAUCUUGAAGCUGGACCAGAGCAUCAAGGAGUUGUGCUUGAAGUUCAAGGAUCAGAAGUCGUUGUUGCUUCUGGGCCGUGGUGCUCAGCACGCGACUGCUUUGGAGGGUGAGUUUACAUUUUCCACCAAUGAUACGUUCUUCCUCGUUAACAUGAAUAUCUUAGGCGCCCUCAAAAUCAAAGAAAUCUCCUACCUCCACUGCGAAGCCGUCAUGUCCGGCGAAUUGAAACACGGCGUCCUGGCCCUCGUCGACGAGAACCUCCCCAUCGUCAUGAUCCUGACCCGAGAUGACAUCUUCGCCAAGUCACUCAAUGCCUAUCAGCAGGUCAUUGCCCGCAGCGGUCGUCCCAUCGUCAUCUGCAAUACGGGGGACAAGGAGUUCCCGGGCGAGAAGACGGAUAAGAUUGAGGUGCCGCAUACGGUGGAUAUUCUGCAGGGACUGUUGAAUGUGAUUCCUUUGCAAUUGAUGGCUUAUUGGUUGGCGGUUGCGGAGGGGUUGAAUGUGGAUUUCCCAAGGAAUUUGGCGAAGAGUGUUACGGUCGAGUAG